AUGGCAUCUCUACUCGAUCUGCCCACCUCGGCGGCCGAGCUGUCGGUCUACAUGACCCAACUGCAGCUGCACCUCAAGCUCUUCGUCCUGCAGACCGACCUGUACCUCUUCCAGCUGGUCCCUGCCUUACGUGCCAGCAGCGUGCGUUCGCCCUCGAGUGUCAUCUUUACUUUCCUCGUCGUGCUCCUCAUCUCGCGCAUCAGCUCCAGUGUCAACGCGUACGUCGCUGAGCAGGGCGUGUCGCUCACCAUCCCUGCUCCACCGCAAGCGCGCGCUGGGUGGACCGGAACAGUUCUGGACAAGCCGAGCAUUCGCGACGCGUCCAAGCCCGCCAAGAUUAUCUGUUACGACCCUGCUACUGCUUUCUUCAUUGGCGAGGUGGAUGCGGAUACGCCGGAGAGCAUUGCGCGCAAGAUCGGUGCUGCCAAGAAGGCGCAAGUCGCAUGGGGGCGGUCUUCCUUUGCUCUGCGUCGCAAGGCGCUGCGCACCAUGCAGAAGUGGGUUGUGCGCGAUGCAGAGACCAUCACCCGCGUCGCUGCGCGCGAUACGGGCAAAACCGCCAUCGACGCCGCGUUCGGCGAACUGCUGACCACGUGCAGCAAGCUCGCCUGGACCAUCAACAACGGCGAAAAAGUCCUGCGUACCGAAACACGGUCCAACAACCUGCUGCUCGCGCACAAGGUGUGUACCGUGCGCCACGAGCCCAUGGGCGUCGUCGCCGCCUGUGUCAGCUGGAACUACUCGGCACACAAUGUCAUGGGUCCUGUGAUUUCCUCCUUGUUUGCGGGCAAUGCGGUUGUCGUCAAGGCGAGCGAGCUCGUUGCCUGGAGUGCCACCUACUUUGUCGACGCCAUGCGCCAGUGUCUGCGCGUUUCUGGCUGCGACCCGGAGCUGAUCCAGCUGGUUACAUGCUGGCCGGACGCUGCCGAGGCCUUGACGCAGAGCCCGGACAUUGCCCAUAUCACCUUCAUCGGGUCCGAGGGCGUCGGCAAGCUCGUCGCGCAGGCAGCAACCAAAGAGCUCACCCCCGUGACGCUCGAAUUGGGCGGUAAGGAUCCCGCCAUCCUGCUCAGCGAUGCCGACCUCAAGCAAUUCGGCUCGACAUUCAUGCGCAGCUGCUUCCAGGGCGCCGGGCAGAACUGCAUUGGCAUCGAACGCUUCGUCGUGGACGCGGCGAUUAGCGAGCGCUUGGCGCGUAUUGUCGAGCCCAGGAUUCGUGCGCUCAAGGUGGGAAGCUUUAUGGACCAGUCGCGUUUUGGAAGCUCUUGCGCCACCAGAAGCAGCAAGCUCGACGCAGACGAGCGAGUGGAUGUGGGCGCCAUGAUCACCGAUGUCCGAUUUGACCGGCUCGAGCAGCUGAUCACACAAGCCGUGGCGCAGGGCGCCAAACUGCUUGUGGGAGGCAAACGCUUCCACCAUCCCCGCUGGACGCACGGUCAUUACUUCAGCCCGACUCUGCUGACCAACGUGACCCCAGACAUGGCGAUCGCGAACGAGGAGCUCUUUGCUCCUGUCUUCCUCAUCCUCCCCUUCCCCACCGCCAAUCUCGAUGCAGCCAUCAAAAUUGCCAACGGCACACGCUACGGCCUCGGCUCGUCUGUCUUUGGCAACAACCUCGAGCAGUGCACAUACAUCUCGGAGCGUCUUGAUGCGGGCAUGGUCAACAUCAACGACUUUGGCGUCAGCUACCUCAACCAGGCUCUUCCGUUUGGCGGAGUGAAAAAGAGCGGCUACGGCAGAUUUGCCGGUCCCGAGGGCCUGCUGGCCCUGACCCAGCCCAAGGCGGUCACGCGGGAUAGGGUGUUUGCGUGGAUCAGGACGGGCAUCCCGCCCAGGCUCGACUAUCCUUUGGCGAGCCCGGAUAAGAGCUGGGGAUUUGUACAGGGCUUGUUGAGGCUUGCGUACGGUGGAUGGGCCGUGAGGGUGCGAGGUGUGUUGGAUUUGAUUGUGAAUGGGAUGUGA
Sporisorium graminicola is the source of this 1962-nucleotide messenger RNA. RefSeq lists its product as uncharacterized. The transcript has a single exon. Lineage: Eukaryota; Fungi; Basidiomycota; Ustilaginomycetes; Ustilaginales; Ustilaginaceae. The coding region runs from base 1 to 1962 and encodes 653 amino acids. The record is from RefSeq and is a predicted model, not a curated record. Gene Ontology annotation, molecular function: aldehyde dehydrogenase (NAD+) activity.